Molecule: messenger RNA, 4524 nt
Organism: Dunckerocampus dactyliophorus (ringed pipefish)
Lineage: Eukaryota; Metazoa; Chordata; Actinopteri; Syngnathiformes; Syngnathidae
Product: leucine rich adaptor protein 1-like
Exons: 2
Coding region: 218-823 (201 amino acids)
Biological process (GO): positive regulation of canonical NF-kappaB signal transduction
Source: RefSeq, a predicted model, not a curated record
AGAGGGAGGUCCUAUGGCGGCCCUCCCCCGACAGUAUAAAGUCGUGUUAGGACGCAUCAAUUGGUAGGUUUAACAACAUUUUGAGCGCAGUCGAGCCACUUCUGCUCACUUCCUAAUAUGAAUGAAGUUGGCAAGACGGGCGCACGACACUGUAUCCUUUCUUUUAGUGGACGCCAUUUUAUUUCAGCUUGUUUAAAUUCUUAUUAAAACAUUUGUCAUGGACGAGGACAGCAAUGUGUUUCCCGAAUUGAAGGACAUCGAAACUAAGAUGGGUCGUAAAGUUCCGGAAAGUCUCAUUCGCUGCCUUGUCGGAGGACAGCACGACAACAAUGCGACAUCAGCAGCAGCGCGUGUCGGGUAUGGCAAGAUUCAAGCAAGUUCUGCGGAUUUUAAACGGCUGGAGAGUAAAAUGCUCCUCCUCAAACAAGAAAUGGCCAACCUGCGCGCCAUCGACGUCAAGCUAAUGCAUCAGCUCCUGUCCAUCAAUGAGGGCAUUGAGUCCAUCCGCUGGAUGAUCGACGACAAGGGGGGCGUGGCCAGCCAAGAGGGCAGCCUGUCGGGGAGUCUGUACAGUUUGUCCGACAGCCAGGAUGGCGUCUCGCUGGGAGGCAGCCUCAGCAGCUUGAACGACGCUAACAGCGAUGGUCUGGAUGCUCUGUCCGUGGGCAGCUAUCUGGACACGCUCACUGAAGAUCUCCCAGAAGACUCUUCACCAUCCAACCUGGACUGUUUGGUGGAUAAAUCCUUAAUAGAUGGCCACGCCUUCAGCAAAUCGCCACUGAAACUGGGGGUGGAAUCCGAUGAAUACUACUGCUUUGGAUAAAUAACGAUGCUCGCAGAGAUAUUUAAGGUUUUUUUUUUUAUAUGUGUGGUCUUGUUUUUUUUUAAUUAACACAUGCUCACUUGACUCAUUCGUGUGACCUUUUUUGUCCUUUUAAAUUCUGUAACUUGUCACACCUCACCAAACCACUUAUGGUCACACCCAAACCUCUUUACCUGUUCUGCUCUUUGUCUUUAUGGUAACCUUGCUUGUCAGGUGCAUAGAACCUAUUUAUUUACUUAAUUUAUUCAGUACUGUACACUCAGAAAAUGUAGCACACCCAGCUCUCCAAAGGACCAGUGGCUUUUGUUCCCGUGACUGUGGACUUUUGCAAUGUGGGAAGUCCAGUCAUAACUCCUAAGUUGUUCACAUUUCACGACAAAGUCAAAAUUUUAGUACAAUUGUUUCUUAUUUGGUGGUACACUAAAAGUUUCUACGUUUGGAUCCUUGGCUGUUAACUUUGAGAACUUGAGAACAUACAUAUAACCCUUCAGUCUCCGAAAAGGUGCUGUAUAGUCCAAUGAUUAGUCCAAAGGGGCAGAAAUGUUAGGCUAAUUUGAUUAUUGGACACAAAUUGCACUUUUCAGAUUUACAAUGGUUUGUUUUUUGGGAAGUAACCUCAUAGUUACAACUUUGUACCCUUGACACUUGACUUUAACAAUUUGGGAUUAUGACGAAUUCAACCUUUAAGAGGUACCAUGGUUAGUUUUUUGUGUGGUAACCUCGAAGCUACUUUGGGAGUAAAGGAGGGGAGCAAGAUUUGGCAUUGGACGUUUCAUGCUGAGUGAUUCAGGAGGUUUUAAUUGGUGUGUUCAGGUGCCAAAUCCUGAGCAACACCAACCACAAAUGGUCAUUAUUAAAUAAAGGUUAUUCUCAUAAACCUCAAGCAGAGACUGUAGUCCGAAAGUAAAAAAAAAAAAAAAACAAGAUUGAGUGCACAUUUACAGCACACAUGCUUGACUGAAAACCAAAGCUAUACUCAUUGUCUCGUAGAUAAUUUUAGCCUGAGGGGAAUUGUUGAUGGUGUUCAUGUGUGAAACACAUGUUUGCCGUGCGGGCACAUUUUUUUUUUAAACAUAAAAAUUUACAUUAAAAACAUGUCAUUUUUAGCUUUAAACGGUGUGAGUUGCUGCCUUGUUUUGUACUGAUUACUGAUGAUUGUUACUGAGUAAAUGGCAUAAUAUAUUUGUGAUUUGUUACUCGAGGUUCACUGUCUUUUUUUCUUGUUAGUAAAAUGGCUUGGUGCUCCAAAAAUGAAGCACUCACCGUGUCCCAUUAGUUCCACAGAGGUACGCUCCCUUAAUCCAGACACUUUAAACAUGCUUGUAACUUUGUCUCACCGCAAGUGCAAAGCUGCUUGAUUUGGGUUUAUGCUGCCUUUAUCUAAUGCAAGCUUUGGGAAGCUUUACUCCCCAAACAGUAGAACCCUUCUUAAUGGAAGCUCACGCUAAUUACAAACACAGAAUGUUGAUUUUUACCAUUCUUAUCUUUAUUAUCAAUACAGUAAUAGUUUUUUGACCUACUAAGGAGGUUCGGCUCGUUUUUUAUUGUCUUUUUGGGAAGAUCCCUGAUGACUUUUAAUUGCAUUUCAAACAGGAUACAACACUUGUUCUAGAUAUUUCCAACAAUUGCAUACAAGAGGUGUGAUAUGUUAUAUAGCAAAUGAAAUAGAUUGCUUUUGAGAUGCAUGUAUGCUAAGGAAGAACCUCUUUAAUUUCAGUGUGUAUUAUUCUGAGAAAUAUAUUGGCUACAAUUCCAGUCUAUGCAGGUAGUAAUCGCUUCACUUUUUUUUUGCAUUAUUUCUAAUGUGGCAAUAGUUUUUUUUCUGAAUGUACUGAAUUCCUGCUACCUCCAAACCAAGAGAAAACAAACCAGCAGUCUACCGUCAAAGUUUCGUGUUUCUGUUUGCAAUGACAGUUCCACAGUUGGUUGACAACCCGCGGCUUACAGGAAAACUGGACUUUUUUUGGAAUUUCGCCCGUCAUCCACAAUCCUUAUGUGAGACAUAAACACGUCGUUCUGUUUUCUGUGCAUUCUAAAGAUAUAAAAACAGAUAAAAAGUCUCAAAAAAGCGCCAACAACGCUCCAUUGACAUAUAAUGUGACAUGCAUAUGAACCAAGCUACAGCAUCAUUGUUAUUAGUUUGAACAUUGUUAAGCCGAUUCAAGUACAUUACUGGCGUACAGUAUUGACACUUAGCUAUACCACACUGGCUAGCUACUACUCAGCGUCGCGCUCACAGCGCCUCAGACGCUACCUAAAGGCAAGGCUACAUAUUCGAAAUGCCACCACUUCUACUGUGUUUUUAUUGCCGAGUUUGGAAAAGUUAACGCUAGGUGUAGGCGUUCAUUUCUACGACGUUGCUGUGUGAAAUCAAUGCGCUGAGCAAGGAAGCUCUGGUAAUGCUUAGAAUGGUCGAAAUAAGCAAAAUACUGUAGGUAUUACAUGUUAUCAUGGAUGUACCUGUUACUACAUGGUCAAAGCAUGUAUAUACAACCAAAAAACCUUGUUGGAGGUUUUUGGAGAUGUUUAAAUAGCAGUCUUUGUAGGCGGAUCCCAUUACAUGCACUACAGAGCUGUCUGUUUUUAUCUGUUUUUAUAUCUUUAAAACAUGCAGAAAAGCGAAAGACGUGUUCAUGUCUCCCAUAAGGAUUGUGGAUGACGAGCAAAAUUCCAAAAAAAUGCAGUUUUCCUGUUAAAGUAACCACAACAAAGAGAUGAAGAUUGCAAAACAAUGAUAGUACAAGUAUUUGCAACUGACUACAAUUACAUUCCUUUACAGUUGAGACUUAAAGCAGCAGGGAGCCUUCAGCAAAUUCAACACCGUGGCCAGGCUCGUGCUCUAAAAUGUAACUAAGACCGUCUGGAAUCUGGGAAACUGUCACCAAAGCCACCAUGUGAGGACACAGGAUAUGGGUUAUCUGAGUAAGGGUUGAGAGGGGAGGGAGGGAUCAAAAGCAAGUCAAAGCAGGCGGUCGGUGGUAAAUAUACUCAACUGUCAAGCUACUGCAUCCUGAUGUAAUUAAGAGCGGUCUCUGUCUUUCUUCGGAUUACCAAAAACUAAUUACCAUUAAUCCGUGUCUUUUUAAAUACAGUACAGUGGAAACCCCGCUUUUUUAAAAUCAUUAAUCCCUCAUUAAUCCAAAAGGUCCAACGAAAACUGAAAAGUACGAAAACAGAAUCCAUUUUUCCUAUAAGAAAUCAUGCAAAUCCAAUUAAUCCCUUCAACACACCCAAAAAUAUUCACACAAAACAUUUUAUAGAGAAAAGUAUGGUUUUACAUGCAACGAUGUGGAAUACAUAUAAAUGAUGAAUGAAAUAGAUGAACAACUAACUCAUUUUUACCUAUAUUGAAGACUCACGUGAACACACGAUGGGUGGUGACAGUAGGGGAGGGGACAGAAGAGCCAUGCGGGCGCUGUUUUACGUUAACUACGUUACGUUACGUUAACGUAACUUUAAACCCAACUAAGAUUGGUCUGUUAGAGAUGCAUACUUAGCUCCUUGAACUUUAUUGUAAACUUCAGCAGCAGGUACAAUCAUUAUUACGCACACCCAGCUCACUUUCUGUCACGUGUCUCUCUUAAACUGUUCCCUCUGCAACAUGUGUUAAUUAGGAACAUUUACAAAUACAAUCCUAAUGUAACAGAUGCUACCUUUGUACUUUGCUGCAACUUCUUUCUUUUUCACCUUCUUUAUCAACG